GCAUAGAAGGGCAUAUUAGUCAUAUACCCACUGCGCUCUAGCCGGUGUUGCUCUUAAAUAUCAUCAAUUUUCACUUGGACACCAAGAAAUAGAGGCAUAACAAUUUGCAGUUAACAGUAAGCAGUGCUCACCUUGCAAGAAGUCUGAUACUUGUGCAGAAGUAUGGGUCAAGCACUUGGUUGUAUUCUAGUGAAGGAGUCGACAGUUGUUGUGAAGGAACAUUUUGGGAAGUUUGAUGAGGUGCUUGAACCAGGGUGUCACUGCUUGCCUUGGUGUUUCGGAUACAAGGCAGCCGGUGUGCUAUCAAUGCGUGUGCAGCAACUCCAAGUUAAAUGUGAAACUAAGACUAAGGAUAAUGUGUUUGUCAAUGUGGUUGCAUCGAUUCAAUUCCGUGCCUUACCAGCGAAAGUAGGGGAUGCUUUCUACAAGCUCACUAACACCACUGCUCAGAUUCAGGCCUAUGUUUUCGAUGUUAUCAGGGCAAGUGUACCCAAAUUGGAGUUGGAUGCUGUGUUUGAACAGAAGAGUGACAUAGCAAAAGCUGUUGAAGAGGAGCUUGAAAAGGCAAUGUCUGCUUAUGGUUUUGAAAUCGUCGAGACUCUCAUUGUUGAUAUUGUGCCUGAUAAUCGUGUGAAGAAAGCAAUGAAUGAGAUCAAUGCAGCUGCAAGACAGAGGGUUGCAGCAAAGGAAAAGGCUGAAGCCGAGAAGAUACUACAGGUCAAGCGAGCUGAAGGAGAGGCAGAGUCCAAGUACUUGGCAGGGCUUGGGAUAGCUCGCCAGCGCCAGGCCAUUGUUGACGGGUUGAGGGACAGUGUUCUUGUCUUCUCUGAUAAUGUUCCUGGAACUUCUCCCAAGGAUGUCAUGGACAUGGUGCUGGUGACUCAAUACUUCGACACUAUGAAGGAGAUCGGAGCAUUGUCAAAGUCAACAUCUGUCUUCAUCCCACACGGGCCAGGUGCUGUCAAGGACGUUGCUUCCCAGAUUCGAGAAGGUCUCCUCCAAGCUGAUUCUGCUCACAAUUUGAAGGCAUAAAACAUCUGAAGAUAACUGCUUAGUUUUUACUUCUAGUUGUUGGUUGCUGAUCUUAGGUUUAUGUGCUUUGGUUUUCUCAGUGAUGGUACACAGUAGAUGCUGAUGGAUUGCUACAAUACUUGGAUAUUAUGUUCUUGGAUAAUAGAAUCUUGACUGGGUUUCAUGCUUUUA
Messenger RNA from Rosa chinensis, 1203 nucleotides. Its product is annotated as hypersensitive-induced response protein 1. NCBI's taxonomy places the organism in Eukaryota, Viridiplantae, Streptophyta, Magnoliopsida, Rosales, Rosaceae. The coding region runs from base 163 to 1032 and encodes 289 amino acids. The transcript is spliced from 6 exons. The record is from RefSeq and is a predicted model, not a curated record.